Messenger RNA from Penicillium antarcticum, 2058 nucleotides. RefSeq names its product sodium:solute symporter family protein. Gene Ontology annotation, cellular component: plasma membrane. The transcript is spliced from 4 exons. Bases 1 to 2058 code for a protein of 685 amino acids. Gene Ontology annotation, molecular function: urea transmembrane transporter activity; putrescine transmembrane transporter activity; spermidine transmembrane transporter activity. Gene Ontology annotation, biological process: urea transmembrane transport; spermidine transport; putrescine transport. Lineage: Eukaryota; Fungi; Ascomycota; Eurotiomycetes; Eurotiales; Aspergillaceae. The record is from RefSeq and is a predicted model, not a curated record.
AUGGCGGACUCUCUUACCUUCACGGCGCCUUUGUCCAAGGCUUUUGGAUAUGGAAUCAUCCUUGGACUGGGGUUUGCCUUUGCCCUGUUGAUGAUCUUUAUUACUUGGGCUCUAAAACGCUACCAAAAUGAAGUCCAAACAUCAGAAAUGUUCUCAACUGCCGGCCGGUCAGUAAAGUCAGGACUUGUCGCUGCUGCUGUAGUCAGUAGUUGGACAUGGGCUGCCACCCUUCUUCAGUCGUCCGCAGUGGCAUAUAAAUACGGGGUCUCGGGUCCAUUCUUCUACGCAUCGGGCGCCACCGUCCAGAUCCUUCUCUUCGCAACAAUCGCAAUUGAACUAAAACGUCGCGCACCAAAUGCCCACACCUUCCUAGAAGUUAUCCGCGCGCGCUAUGGAACAAUCGUCCACUGCGUCUUCAUUGUAUUCUGCCUCAUGACCAACAUUCUCGUCACAGCAAUGCUCCUCACCGGCGGUGCAGCCGUGAUGACCUCUCUGACCGGCGUACCAACAGCAGCAGCCUGUUUCCUCCUCCCAAUCGGUGUGGUUCUAUACACCCUGUUCGGAGGUAUCAAAGCGACCUUUAUCACAGAUUAUAUGCACACAGUGGUCAUUCUAGUGGUAAUCUUCCUCUUCGCCUUCUCAGCCUACGCCACCAAUGCCGAACUAGGCUCCCCAUCGAAAGUCUACGACGCCCUAGUAGCAGCCUCUAAGCGCCACCCGGUCGAAGGCAACGCAGAAGGCAGCUAUCUGACUAUGCGCUCAAAGGAAGGCGGUAUCUUCUGGAUCAUCAACUUGAUCGGUAACUUCGGUACCGUCUUCCUUGACAACGGCUACUACAAUAAGGCAAUCGCCGCCAGCCCCGUGCAUGCUUUCCCCGGCUACGUUAUUGGCGGUUUGUGCUGGUUUGCCAUUCCCUGGCUUUGCGCUAGCACAAUGGGAAUUUCUGCAUUGGCACUGGAAGGAACGCAGCGUAUGAGCACCGACGAUGUCACUGCUGGACUUGUUCUCCCCUUUGCGGCUGUUAAGCUACUAGGGUACAGUGGUGCUGUUGCCACGACAUUGAUGAUCUUCAUGGCUGUUACAUCUGCUUUCUCGGCUCAGUUGAUUGCCGUUUCUUCGAUCUUUACCUAUGAUAUCUACCAGGCCUAUAUCGAUCCCUCUGCGAAGGGCAAGAGACUAGUUUGGAUCUCGCACAUGUCUUGUAUCGUCUACUCGAUCAUCAUGGCUGGCUUCGCUACCGGUCUCUACUAUGCCGGUAUUGGAAUGGGAUACCUCUACCUACUCAUGGGUGUCAUCAUCUCGUCAGCUGUAUUCCCAGGCGCAAUGACCCUCCUCUGGAAGGGCCAGAAUCACAUCGCAGCUGCAGUCUCACCACCACUCGGCCUGGCAGUUUCCCUCAUUGCCUGGCUAGUCACAGCAAAGAAAGAGUCCGGCAUCCUGACGGUCGACACAACCGGCGCCAACUACCCAAUGCUAGCGGGGAACGUCGCUGCCCUCCUGAGCCCAGUAGUCUUCAGUCCAAUCCUGACCUACGCAUUCGGCCCGCAAAACUACGACUACGAGUCCAUGCGCGCAAUCCGCAAAGUGGACGACACAGAAGUGGCCGCAGCAGCACACAUCGAUCUCGAACUCGUACCUGGUGAAACAGCCCCUGAAGCAGGUCAAACAGAAGAAGAAAACCGGCAACUAAACCGCUCAGCAUUGUACGCGCGAACCCUGACGAUCUUCAUGGCAUUGGCAUUCCUAAUUCUCUGGCCGAUUCCCAUGUACGGAUCUUCCUAUGUAUUCAGUCGGAAGUUCUUUACCGGCUGGGUUGUUGUGGGCAUUAUUUGGUUGUUCUUUACGCUGUUUGGUGUUGUUGUUUUCCCACUUUAUGAGGGUCGUGAGAGUAUCUGGCGUGUUGCUAGAAUGAUGGCGUUUGAUUGUGUUGGUGUGAGGCCUGCUGUUUAUCGGGGACGGAAGGCUGGUGCAGAAACUGGGGAGGCGACGCCUUCUGGUGUGCAGACUCCUGAUGUUGUUGGGGAGAAGCGGGAGAAGGUUAAGGGGUAUGAGGUGUGA